This is a messenger RNA of Corapipo altera (White-ruffed manakin), 3919 nucleotides long. It is a transcript of the gene AGPAT4, whose product is annotated as 1-acylglycerol-3-phosphate O-acyltransferase 4. Lineage: Eukaryota; Metazoa; Chordata; Aves; Passeriformes; Pipridae. The record is from RefSeq and is a predicted model, not a curated record. Gene Ontology annotation, cellular component: mitochondrial outer membrane; endomembrane system. The transcript has 9 exons. Gene Ontology annotation, molecular function: 1-acylglycerol-3-phosphate O-acyltransferase activity. Bases 106 to 1233 code for a protein of 375 amino acids.
CCCGCUCCCGGCGCCCCAGCGCGGCACCCGUGCCCAGGCCCGCCGGCGCCAGGUUGUCUUCUGAAUUUUGUGUCCGAAGGUACCCUCUUGCUUUCUCAACAAAUCAUGGACAUCGUUGGCUUUCUGAAGUCUCAAUUCAUUUGCCACCUUCUGAUCUGCUACAUAUUUAUAGUGUCAGGACUGAUCAUUAACUUCAUUCAACUCUUUACACUUAUACUUUGGCCAAUCAACAAGCAACUGUUCAGGAGGAUCAACUGCAGGCUGGCUUACUGCAUUUCAAGCCAGAUGGUGAUGUUGCUGGAAUGGUGGUCAGGCACCGAUUGCACCCUAUACACUGAUCCAGAGAGUUACCACAAGUAUGGGAAAGAGAAUGCCAUCGUAAUCCUUAAUCACAACUUCGAAAUUGACUUUCUCUGUGGAUGGAACUUUUGUGAGAGAUUUGGGGUCUUGGGGAGUUCCAAAGUGCUUGCGAAGAAGGAGCUCUCCUACAUGCCUAUCAUUGGCUGGAUGUGGUAUUUCCUAGAGAUAGUCUUCUGCAAGCGCAAGUGGGAAGAAGAUCGGAAAACAGUCAUACAGAAGUUGCUGAGUCUCCGGGACUACCCUGAAAACUUUUGGUUCCUGAUUCAUUGCGAGGGCACAAGGUUCACAGAACAGAAGCACCAGAUUAGCAUGCAGGUAGCCGAAGCCAAAGGUCUGCCCAAGCUCAAGUAUCACCUACUGCCACGAACAAAAGGAUUUGCUGUCACCGUGCAGUGUUUGAGAAAUGUAGUUUCUGCAGUCUACGAUUCUACUCUCAAUUUUAGAAAUAAUGAAAAUCCAACAUUGCUGGGAGUUCUAAAUGGAAAAAAAUAUCAUGCAGAUUUGUAUGUAAGGCGGAUUCCACUAGAGGAAGUCCCAGAAGAUGAGCAGGAAUGUUCUACCUGGCUCCACAAACUAUAUCAAGAAAAGGAUGCAUUCCAGGAAGAAUAUUACAGAACAGGAACCUACCCAGCAGUCCCUAUAGUACCACCCCAUCGACCAUGGACACUUUUGAACUGGCUUUUCUGGGCCUUAUUGCUGCUAUAUCCUUUGUUCAAACUGCUCAUCAACAUGAUCAACAGUGGAUCAUCACUGACACUGGCUAGUUUUGCAUUUGUCAUUAUAAUAGCUUCUGUUGGUGUCAGAUGGAUGAUCGGGGUUACAGAAAUUAACAAGGGUUCCACCUAUGGCAACAAUGAAAACAAGCAGAAAUGAAAGUAGUAUCUUCAGAGACUGCUUCAAUCCAAAGGGAACAAAUGCAACUGCUGAAAACUCUUAAGUGCAUAUCACAGUCCUUCAAAGUGAGAUCAGAGGAGAGGUAGGAUAAGCAAUUGCCAUGCAUAUCCAAAUUUGUGCUCCUGUUGUUUUUCUCUGGGAGUUUGGGCUGAUGACAUGCUUGAAAGAUGCACUCCUUCAUAUCCUCUCUGCAACAGGUUUGCAUUUGUGUGGUUGGUUUGUUUUCCUAUGAAGUGUCUUAAGUUUUGAAAAAAAAAGAAAUAAAUUCCGGCGUGCUUAUAUGAAGAGACUUUACCUGGAAACUAACCCGAGGUGCAGGCUUUAAUGUCAGGAGAUUGUUACAAGAUGAUUAAAAUUGAUAGUUGUGUAGAUCACACAGUUUAACAACCAUAAUCUGUCAGUGUUUAAAUAUAGUACAGUAAGAUGCUGUGCUUGGUUAUACCAGUAUUGGACUGAAGCAGCUCAGCUGAACUGGUAGAACUGCAGUAGAGGUUUUGUACAUCUAGAACUUACUGCCACAAGUGUGACUAUGGGGCCCUUUAAAACUUCAGCCAGACCCUGGACAUCCAGACAUCAGAGCCUUGCAGUAGCAUAACCUGGAGCAAAAUUUGGCCUUGUGGCCUGAGCAGAGCUAAGUUAGCCACUGCUAUCUCUUUCCUGAGGCCAUACAUCUGAGGGAUAGCUGAAACCUGUAAUUCUUCUGAGAGUAAAUUCCAUUUAUGAUGUGGAAAACCUGACAUAAUAAAAUUCCUUUUGGCUUUAAACACUACUUAAAAUUCUAGGCCUUCCUAGCAAUAGUGGGAAGAAAAUAACUGGGCAUGGUGUAGUGAAAUAAUGCAAAGUGUGCAUUAAAAUGUAUGCACCACACCCAUAAUGUAGUGAUCCUAAUUAAUCUGUGUGUCUGUCUUUUCUUAUAAAUUAGUUUACUUGGUGCCUCAUAACAGCCUGUGGUAAAAGUUAAAUUAUCUUUUCUUUUUGGGGAAAAGAGGGGAACUAGGACAAAGACCUAGGGCAGCAAUAUGGUUCAGGUUUUUUUAUAUCUAUCUGGACUUGAUUUGACCGCCUUCUGAAUUAAAUAAAACUAGAAUCAAGCUCCUCAGGAAAAUGGUGUUGCUCUGACCUUCCUGGUACUGAUUUCAGGGCAGAGGCCUCCUGUUUUUAAACUUUCAGAGUUAAGGAUCUGCAGAUUACUAAGAAGAACUUCACAGAAUCACAGAAAACAAGAAAAAAAACCACAAACCACAAAAAAAACCCCAAGGAAAAGUAAAAGAGGGGACUUCUAAAUACCAGCAGUUAUGAUUGGAAAAAACCACUAUCUUUUAAAAUCUACAGAUCCUGAUACUUAGCAGUGGAGAUUAUGACUGGCACUUUCAAACACAGUCCAUUUCCACUGCACGUAGAAUUAAACAGGGAUAGUCUCUAGUGAAAAAAGUCUUAGUUCUAGCAGCUGGUAUGAAAACAUAUCUCUUUUCCUAUAAUAAAACUGAGGCCAGAAGAAACAGGGGCUAAUACACCAGAAUAUGAAUCAUUCCAUGAACUAUGUAUGAGCUGUUCAGUGUAUCAGAUAAUAGAGAAACUCACCUUUUUAAUAUGCAGCACCUAAAGAGCAGGUGGAGUAGUGCUUUUAGCAUGGGGCAGUAAGUGAAGUUUACUGGUAGAGGAGGCAGGAAAAUUUACAAGGUGAAGGAAGGAAUAGAUUAUGGGGAGUGUGAGAGACUAGUUUUGGGGGCUUUUUUCCUCACAUGUCUUGUGUAUACAUGCAUUCCCUGUGCUCUGAAGCUUUCUGGAAUAGGUUGUGUGAUGCGAUGAACACAAACAUGGGCUCUACUGUAGUUUUUCCAAGACAUGAAAAAGAGCCCAAGAGCAGAAAAUACUGCCAUGCUUACAACUGCUGUUCAUUUAAUAAAGCACAUGCCCUGCACUCUGUUUGCUCUAACAAUCUUAACAGUGAAAAACUGAGUAUUAUAAGCUGUAGUCUGAAGCUAUCUUGUAGUAAUGAGCAGGCACAUUAGUGAGCCAGACCUGAAGACACUGUACACAAGAGUUUGCAAAUGGGUGGAAGGGGGAGAGAGAAUUUUACUGUACAUAUUACCUGGUAGAUACAGUGGGCCUUUCUCAGGGUGGUAGGUGAGUAGUUCUGAGCAGCAAAUACAUAUUCAUGUAGUGACAGAGACCAGCUGUUUUGCCUUUUUUAAAGGGUCACAAAUUUAACAUGUAGUGGGGAAGACAUUUAAUAUUCCUUAGGAAUCUCAGCCCUUUCCUCUCCAAUUGCAUCCAGUGCCACUUCUCCCAGAGGAAAAUGCCAAACAUGUAAAUACUUCUGAAAGAGUACUCAGAUUAUUUCAUACCCCUUUCCCUAGGACCAACCCUUAGAACAGGCUGAGGGCCAAACAUGCCACUCCUGAUCAGUCCUAAGUACUUCUACAAGUCCCAGCGCACAAGAACUGCACCACUGGGCCCUUCCAGCACUCACUGACAAACAGGGAAAGCUUAAUGGUACUUGCCAAAGUUAAACUAUUCCAGUUCACUGUAUUAAAAGAAUGACAUAGGUCAUUAGGAAGCAGUGUUUGCCCCUCAUCCCCACAAGCAACUGUAUGUUCUACAACUGCCUUAACAAAAGUAGUCUUAAUGUUUGUUUAUACAAAAAUAAAAGUAUGAAAAGCCA